UGUGAUAUAUGACUCAGGCCAAGUAAGGAAGCUGGAGGCUGUUCUAUUGAUGAUAAGUUAGGUUACAUCCCUUCUAUGUUCAUCACAGUCAGAUCAGAAGCCAAAAUCUUUAUGAUAGGCUCAGUGUCUCUUGUGUUAGUUGCCUUUUGUUGCUGUGAUAAAACACAAACCACAAGAAACUUGGAGAGGAAAGGGUUUAUUGCAUCUUACACUUCCAGGUAACAGUCCAUCUCUGAGGGAAGUCAGAGCAGGAACUCAGGGCAGAAACCUGGAGGCAGGAACUGAGGCAGAGACCAUGCCACUUAAUGGCUUGCUUCCUUAUACACCCCAGGACCGCCUGCCCAGGGUGGCACCAUCCACAGUGGGCUGGGGCUGGGCCCUCCCACAUCUCAUAAACCAAGAAAAUGCCCACACAUAUGCCCACAAGCCAAUCUGCUGGAGGCAAAUCUCAGUUGAAGCUCUGCUUUUCCAGGUGACUCUCUCUUGUGUCGAGUUGACAGAAACUAACCUGGACAAAUCUCAUCGCCUGUCUUAUCUCUCAUUACUCUCUAUUGUUCACUAUGUUCUGGCUGUCCUGUCUUUUUCAUUGACCCUUAAGCAUGUAGACAUGUUGUACUGGCUACUCUCUUGCCUCAGACAGCUCAGCACAGCUCACUCCCUCAUUUCCAUCAGGGUUCUGCUUCUGUGUCAUCCCCACCCCCUCGCCAGGGCUUUCCUGGACACCACGUCUAAAAUAACACAUUUGGCUGGGUUUAUGGCUCCAGUGGUAAAGAGCUUGCCAAGUCUGCAUAAUUCUCUGACUUCUAUCGCUCGUCUGUCUCCGUCUCUCUGCGUCUCUGUCUCUGUCUCUGUCUCUGUCUCACGCACACACGAUUAAAACAGCACCUUUUUACACUCUGCUUUAUUUUCCAUCUUAGUGCUUAGCUCUACUUGAAAUGAUAGACAUUUGCUUCUUUCUUUCCUUCCUUCCUUCUUUCCUUCUUCCUUUCUUUUGUCUGUUUUCCUCAACUCCAAUAUCACCUUCCCGAAGAAAUAAUUUGGUGGCUUUGCUUUUUUAUUGUAUUUCCGGUGCUUAGUGCUGUGCAUGACACAUGGAAAGCACUUGGUUAUUGUUUAUUGAGUGAAUUCUAGGAAGCUGUGGCAGGAUUUGAUGAGAAAACAAGAUGGGCUAAUUUGUAUGUUUCAACGUUCUCCCUAUCCACAGGAUAGAGUGGAGUUUGGGGUACAAAUUCGGGUGAGAAUCUUAUUAGAGCAGUCGCCAAGAACAUUCACUGACUCCCUCAUGCCAGAAACACCUACUCUGGUCUAUGCCCCAUAUCCUUUGCCAGCCAGAUAGGCAUUUACCAAAUUCUCUUCCUAUGCUGAGGUACUGAGAGUCAUGCACUCUUUGCCAAAGCUAAUCUGUGCCAGGAAAAGGAGUCAUGUGCAAAGGUAGGGGCUCUGAGCAAGAUCAGCAGUCAUUUCUGGCUAGUGGCAAGAUUUAAGGGGCAUCUCAGUAGGGGCAUAUGACUUGAAUCUUAACAGAACUAGCAUGUGGGGGCAUUUCUCAGAUUGUGCUACCAGAAAUGAUGGGGAUGGCCUUGGGAGUGGAAGAUAGUAUAUGAGCAGUUUGAGAGGUAAGGGACUGAGGAACAUCUGAGAAAAAGCAGGAUCUAGGCCCAGGUGAGUUAUAUUAGGGGCUGCUUAAUGAUUGAGAGUGUGAACAGCCGGGCGGUGGCGGCGCACGCCUUUAAUCCCAGCACUUGGGAGGCAGAGCCAGGUGGAUCUCUGUGAGUUUGAGGCCAGCGUGGUCUACAGAGAGUGUGAAUUCUGAAAUCAUGCUGCCUGGAUUUGAAUCCUGCUUGUAUUGUUGGUAGCUAACCUCCCUGGACUUUGUUUUCUAUAUAAAAUGAAGACAAAUAACAACUUUAUAGGGUUGUUAGAAAGAGCAGCCAAGUUAUUGAGUACGAAGUGGUCAGAACGAUGACUAAAUACUAAGUGUUCUAGAAAGCAUUCAUUGUCUGUUGAACCUCGGAGGGGCCUUUAAUGCCAGAAUGAUGGGAAAUUGGACUAACUUGUAGGCAGUGUGAGCAGUGGAUGUUUUUGUGGCUAGAGGAGAUAGUUGACCAAAGCUGGGUUUGAAAUGUGUACUGCCAAGGGAGAGGUGUGAGAGGUUGGUGAGCAGGAUCCUGCCAUCCCGAGGGAGACAGGAGUGUCUUUGAUACUGGGCUGGGUCUAACUUGUGGGGGGUGGCAGCAGGGGUCUCUGAGGUCAGAGAGGAAGGAGAAUUUAGGGUGGAAAGCAGUCCUUCAGUCUCAUUCUGACUAGUACUUGGGAGGGUGGAGGAUGAACAUCGAGUAAGAAUCCCCACCAGGGCAGAGCCCAGCUCCACUGCCUCUGACCUCCAGCACAGAGGGCUGGCCGUCCCCAGACAGUGUAAGCUCUUGUGCUAGUGGGCAACCCCUUCCACCCACCCAACUUACCCUUGCCUUGCAUCCUGGCCUCUGCCGAUAGAAGCUGAGGAGAGGUCCUUUAAUCCCUUUACUAGCCAGGAGCUCCCACAGCCUGUACUGCUUCCCCCAGGGGGGAAAAAAAUCAUACUUUUAGCCCAGCCACACCCAUUCUCCCACAGCCUCCUCCACUCCUCAGCCUUCCUGGUUCUCCCCACCUCUGUGCUUCUCACCAUGCCCUGGAGCUCUGCCGCCACCUGGGUUCCCUGGCAGCCUGGUUGCCAUGGCACUGUGGGAGCAGGUCGGGCAGAACAACAGGCAAGACCUGGGACCCGGCUCCUGCCACCUUUCUACCUGAGAACCCCCUGCCCUCCUCCCCCAGCUGAGCAGAGGAGGACAUGAGGAGAAAAAGGAAGCUUCCCCGCAGGGCAGCUCUUUACCUUGUGGAGGGUGAUGCCCCAGGCAGUGACCUGAGCACAGCGGUUGAUAGUCCUGGGAGCCAACCCCCCUACCGACUGAGCCAGCUGCCCCCCACCAGCAGCCACAUGGGGGGCCCGCCUGCUGGGGUGGGCCUUCCUUGGGCUCAGAGGGCACGCCUCCAGCCGGCCAGUGUCGCCCUGAGGAAGCAGGAGGAGGAGGAGAUAAAGCGCUCCAAGGCCCUGUCAGACAGCUAUGAACUCUCCACAGACCUGCAGGACAAGAAGGUGGAAAUGCUGGAGAGGAAGUAUGGGGGCUCCUUCCUGAGCCGCAGGGCUGCCAGGACCAUCCAGACAGCCUUUCGCCAGUAUCGUAUGAAUAAGAACUUUGAGCGGCUGCGCAGCUCAGCUUCAGAGAGCCGCAUGUCCCGCCGUAUCAUCUUGUCCAACAUGCGGAUGCAGUUCUCUUUUGAGGAGUACGAAAAAGCACAGAACCCUGCAUACUUCGAGGGCAAGCCUGCCUCACUGGAUGAGGGUGCCAUGGCUGGUGCCCGGAGCCACCGGCUUGAACGGGGUCUCCCCUAUGGAGGCUCCUGUGGUGGGGGCAUCGAUGGUGGUGGAAGUUCAGUCACCACAUCUGGAGAGUUUUCUAAUGACAUCACAGAGCUCGAGGACUCCUUCUCCAAACAGGUUAAGUCUCUGGCUGAAUCCAUCGAUGAGGCUCUGAACUGCCACCCAUCGGGGCCUAUGUCUGAGGAGCCAGGGUCAGCCCAGCUGGAGAAGCGGGAAUCAAAGGAACAUCAAGAGGACAGCUCAGCCACAUCCUUCAGUGACCUUCCCCUCUACUUGGAUGACCCAGUUCCUCCUCCAUCACCCGAACGACUGCCCAGCACAGAACCCCCACCCCAGGGCCGCCCUGAGUUCUGGGCACCAGCUCCCCUCCCACCAGUUCCUCCACCGAUGCCACCAGGGACCCGGGAAGAUGGUAGCCGUGAGGAAGGCGCUCGCAGGGGUCCUGGGUGCUUGGAGUGCCGGGAUUUCCGGCUCCGGGCUGCACACCUUCCCCUCCUUACCAUUGAGCCUCCCAGUGACAGUUCUGUAGACCUGAGUGACCGCUCAGAUCGCGGGUCUGUCCACCGCCAGCUGGUGUAUGAGGCUGAUGGCUGCAGCCCCCAUGGGACCCUGAAGCACAAGGGGCCACCAGGCAGGGCCCCAAUCCCACACCGCCACUACCCUGCCCCUGAGGGUCCAGCUCCAGCCCCGCCAGGGCCCCUGCCAGCAGCCCCCAAUAGUGGCACUGGGCCCAGUGGUGUGGCUGGAGGUCGGAGGUUGGGGAAGUGUGAGGCAGCAGGUGAGAACUCUGAUGGUGGAGACAAUGAGAGCCUUGAGAGCUCCAGCAACUCCAAUGAGACCAUCAACUGCAGCUCUGGCUCCUCUUCUCGGGAUAGCCUGAGGGAACCUCCAGCCACUGGCCUGUGCAAGCAGACUUACCAGAGGGAAACGCGGCACAGCUGGGACUCACCAGCCUUCAACAAUGAUGUGGUACAGAGGCGGCAUUACAGAAUUGGCCUCAACCUCUUCAAUAAGAAGCCAGAGAAGGGUAUCCAGUAUUUGAUCGAGCGAGGUUUCCUGUCGGACACUCCUGUGGGGGUGGCUCACUUCAUCCUGGAGCGGAAAGGCCUGAGCCGGCAGAUGAUAGGGGAAUUCCUGGGGAACCGGCAGAAGCAGUUCAACCGAGAUGUGUUGGACUGUGUGGUGGAUGAGAUGGACUUCUCCUCUAUGGAUUUGGAUGAUGCGCUCAGGAAGUUCCAAUCCCAUAUUCGCGUUCAGGGUGAGGCCCAGAAAGUGGAGCGACUCAUUGAAGCCUUCAGCCAGCGGUACUGUGUCUGUAACCCUGCCCUUGUACGCCAGUUCCGGAACCCAGACACCAUCUUCAUCCUUGCUUUUGCCAUCAUCCUCCUCAAUACCGACAUGUACAGCCCCAGUGUCAAGGCUGAACGCAAGAUGAAACUGGAUGACUUCAUUAAGAACCUGCGAGGGGUCGACAAUGGUGAGGACAUCCCCCGAGACCUCCUGGUAGGCAUCUACCAGCGCAUCCAAGGUCGUGAACUGCGUACCAAUGAUGACCAUGUGUCUCAGGUGCAGGCUGUGGAGCGCAUGAUUGUUGGCAAGAAACCGGUCCUGUCUCUUCCUCACCGUCGACUGGUUUGCUGCUGCCAGCUCUAUGAGGUGCCAGAUCCAAACCGCCCCCAGAGGCUGGGGCUGCAUCAGCGGGAGGUUUUCCUCUUCAAUGACCUCCUUGUGGUCACCAAAAUUUUCCAGAAGAAGAAGAUCUUGGUGACAUACAGCUUCCGUCAGUCCUUUCCCCUGGUGGAAAUGCACAUGCAGCUCUUCCAAAAUUCAUAUUAUCAGUUUGGGAUCAAGUUACUGUCUGCGGUACCUGGAGGGGAACGAAAAGUCCUCAUCAUCUUCAAUGCUCCUAGCCUCCAAGACAGGCUGCGCUUUACCUCUGACCUGCGGGAGUCCAUUGCUGAGGUGCAGGAGAUGGAGAAGUACCGCGUGGAAUCGGAGCUGGAGAAGCAGAAAGGUAUGAUGCGGCCUAAUGCCUCACAGCCUGGAGGAGCCAAGGACUCGGUGAACGGGACUCUGGCCCGCAGUAGUCUGGAGGACACUUAUGGGGCAGGCGAUGGGCUCAAGCGGGGUGCACUCAGUAGUUCCCUGCGAGACCUCUCUGAUGCAGGGAAGCGGGGGCGGCGUAACAGCGUGGGAUCGCUGGACAGCACCAUCGAAGGGUCUGUUAUUAGCAGUCCACGCCCUCACCAGAGGAUGCCACCUCCGCCCCCACCCCCGCCGCCAGAGGAGUACAAGAGCCAGAGGCCAGUCUCGAACUCCUCAUCUUUCCUGGGCUCCCUAUUUGGAAGCAAGAGAGGCAAGGGGCCCUUCCAGAUGCCACCACCGCCAACAGGCCAGGCCUCUGCCUCGUCUUCAUCUGCUUCCUCCACCCACCACCACCAUCACCACCACCACCAUGGUCACAGCCAUGGUGGCCUGGGGGUGCUACCUGAUGGGCAGUCCAAGCUCCAGGCCCUGCAUGCCCAGUAUUGCCAAGGACCGGGCCCUGCCCCACCACCCUACCUCCCACCCCAGCAACCCCCUCUGCCUCCACCCCCUCAGCAGCCUCCACCCCUGCCCCAGCUGGGCUCCAUUCCACCACCACCUGCCUCAGCCCCACCUGUGGGGCCACAUCGACACUUCCAUGCCCAUGGCCCAGUUCCAGGACCCCAGCAUUAUACCUUGGGCCGGCCAGGCAGAGCCCCAAGACGAGGGGCUGGAGGACACCCUCAGUUUGCUCCACAUGGCCGCCACCCCUUGCACCAGCCCACAUCCCCGUUACCCCUGUACAGCCCUGCUCCACAGCACCCUCCUGCCCAUAAACAGGGCCCCAAGCACUUCAUCUUCAGUCACCACCCACAGAUGAUGCCAGCAGCAGGUGCAGCUGGGGGCCCUGGGUCCCGGCCACCAGGGGGAUCCUACUCCCACCCUCACCACCCCCAGUCGCCCCUGUCACCACACUCACCCAUCCCACCUCACCCCUCCUACCCGCCCCUGCCCCCACCCUCACCCCACACCCCACAUUCACCCCUCCCACCCACCUCCCCCCAUGGCCCACUGCACGCCUCUGGGCCCCCUGGCACGGCUAAUCCACCCAGUGCAAACCCCAAGGCCAAGCCAAGCCGGAUCAGCACUGUGGUCUGAGGAAUGGAGUGAGUGUGCUGGGGAACAGGAUAGUCUGGGGAAAUCCACGGGAGAGGGACCUGGCCCCCUCUCUUCUUCCUCGGUUUUUUCAAACUAUAUAUACACUCAGCAGUGUCCUUCUUUCCACUUCCUCCAUAUCUCCAGACCCUUCUUCCCACCCACCCCCCGCAGUCGUCAUGGGGUUGCCUUCCAGAUUGGAGGGCCCUUGCCACGUGCGGCCUGAACUUAGGCCCUGCAGUGCUGGGAAGUGGGGGGGGGGACCUCUCCGCAGUCCUUGUCCUCCUUUUCCUGUCUUCCUCUUCUCUUUCUUGUCCCUGGAGGUCUGGUUGGUGACCUCAGACCUCUGGACAAAUGUGAGCUUCCUUGCAAGCUGGUGGAGAAGGCAGGCUCCUGGAGCUGUGAGAGGGAAGGCUUCCCUAGAAACUCCUCUGCUGUGUGGGGCUAGGACAGAGCUCUGCCGAGCUCUGGCCAAACCUCAGGGCCUAGCCACACACCUUCAUGUGUCUUUCUGCCUGCUGGAGGACACAGACCAUCAGUGCACUCCGUGGGUGGGACCCCGCUUGUGCUGGCCCCCACUGAGGGCAGUGCUUCCUCUCUUGAGCCAGUCUGUGUGCGCCCUCUCUCCUAAUAGGCCCCAGCCCAGACCUCUUUGGCUUCAGGAACCUGCCUUGCCCUGCAAUGUUCUUAUCCUGAUCAAAGUCCAGACAGGUUUUUUUUUUUUGGAGGUGGAGGGGGGGGCUCAGGUCUGGGAUGAGAAGGGUACUGCCCUCCCUCACCCAUAUUGCAUGCCCGCCCCCAUUCCUACUUUUCCCACCAACAACUGAAGACAAUGCACUUUACAGAUAUCACCCACACAUAUCUCACUGGGGCAGGGCACCCAGCAUCAGCCCUGGGGAAAGACUCCCAGAGGACCACCCUGAGCCCAAGAUGUCCUUCCUGAGGCAGAGAUUGAAGCCAUCAGAGCUGGGGCUGCGAGCCAGAAUGCCCAAGCCCCUCUUGUUCAUCAAAAUCUCCACUGCCUCGCCAGCCCUUUUGCAGCCCUGUUUAUUUAUUAUAAAUAUAUUUUUUACAAGUCCCAGCUCCUCUUCUUGCCCUACACAUCCAGCUCCUUCCACAGUCCCUGCCUUCCUCUCCCCUGUCCAGUAUGGGCUGCAGUACAGACAGACAGAUGGACCCUCUAUGUCAAAGGGUCCCUGGGGCUUAGGGUGAUGGGAGGGUGUUGGUGGGAGGGACGGUAUGGAGAGGAGCGGGGGUUCAGGCAUUGUCUUUUUUCCCUCCUUGUAUAUAAGAAUGUAUAUUUGAUGCCUCAUAAAAGACCUUGUGCUCACCUCUG
Peromyscus maniculatus bairdii (prairie deer mouse) is the source of this 7934-nucleotide messenger RNA. NCBI's taxonomy places the organism in Eukaryota, Metazoa, Chordata, Mammalia, Rodentia, Cricetidae. The record is from RefSeq and is a predicted model, not a curated record.